GGGUGAUAGACGGUACUGGGUUCUUGACGGUGUCCUAAUACCCCAAUGAGAGCUCAUGAGACCGACCCUCUUUGUGCUUUUCCGACGCGUCAAAAAUGAAGGAUCCUGCCUCCUUUUGAUAAAAAAGCUGUAGCCCCUCCCAAUUACAUAAGUCAACGAACUCUAUUAGGUUUCCUGUCCAUAUCAGCCAAGUUAGACAAGUUUUUCAGCAUCCAGAGUUGUUUCUAUAUGAUAUUUUCGGCGUUUAGCUGAUCUGUCGUGCUUAGCCUAUCCUCCCUGCACUUCUUUGAGCCACGACUUCCGGGCUAGUAAACAAAUUGUUAUCAUCAAGUGAGAGCUAGUCUUAGCAUAACAUAAGCCUUCGAAGACAGUCGCGGUCACUCUUGACACUUGACAACUGCAGGGCAGUUCUUCACUUCAACGAAUUGAGAAUCAUAUAACUGAACUGAAUUUGAAGUUGUUGCGUGAUACGACUGUCUAGACUCUCCCAGAAAAGCUUGAGCUAUCAAAAGUUGGGGUUCCAGGAGACACUUCGAAGACAUUAUCAGCCCCACUAACUAUACACUUGACAGCUUCGAAUGCUCCUCUUGCGAGAUAAAGCACGCUAAAACUAUCUGAAAAGCAUGAAUCGAUAGAUUUACAAUUUUUCUUCGAAAUAGUGUUAAUUUUGUUCAGUGGAGAGUUGUCGGCGCUUUCCCUGUCUUGACCUGAUCGACUCAGCAACCAUACAUGGUGCCUCAUGCCUCCACCAAACCACGCAUCCUGGUCCUGUCCACAAUUUUAACAUAGAAAACAACAUAUCCUCUCCUUACGAAUUCGCGCCUCUGCUCUCUAUGUACAUAUUUUCUCUUGGCAUUCGAAACCAGACAACUACCUAUAUUUGUUUAUGCACCGCCAGAUUCUUUGGUCGAUGACAUAUGUUCAUGGAGAUCAACGUCGCGUCUACUCUUCUCGCUCCCUACAGACUCUCCAUAAUCCACAAGUGGAAUUUGAGAGCCGUUCCAUCGACCUAGAAUCUAAUUUCCGCGCAGCCAAUCUCUUCGGUCAACAACAUCAACACGCACAGCAUUGAUCUCUCUCCCUUCAACGCCACAGCUUGUGGGCACCUCUCUCCUCUGAGGGAAAUCAUCUUGCGCAUUCUAUCUGGUAUCUUCCGCCGGUCCGUCGCGUUGUUCGUCGUUCGUUCUGCUCUCAGGAGGACCAAGACACCUCUAACCACUGUUAGAAUACCGCAAUCAACUUGAAUAAAUCCGUAUUAUGGCUCCUCAAGGACCAGUCACGCCAUCAAAGGCUGCCAAAAUCCCUGAAAUUAUGAUCACUGCUGCCACCCCAAGUGCUGCUAUACCAUCUCCGGUCGUUGCUACAGGUCCGAGUCUCGCUCGUUCUACCACUCGCUUCAACAUUGCAGCUGCAUUAGCCGAAGCCUCUUCUGAUCCUUUCAAGGACGAUGUCGAUACUCCCUCCUCGUCCGAUCCAGCUAAACCAUCCCGGCCCACGACAUCCCCUCCCGACACCUCCGCCCACGCCCCCAACACCACAGACCACCUUUACUCCUCAUAUAAGCCUUACUACAUGGACAAAAAUCCGAUCAGAAUGCACACCCUCGCCGACUUUGUCGUAUCUAGGAAUCCCUUCCAUCUCAAAGUCCAGAACGAGAACACCGGCCAGGAGAAACUCGAUAUCACCCCAGGCGAGAUUCGAAUUCUAGCGCAAUGCUAUGGGGAGAGUAUAGUUUGGACGAUGAAAGUUGAGGAGGUGUAUUGUGAGAGGUGUCUUGAGGAGGUUAGAGCGAGGAAUGAGAAGGAUUACAGGACAUACGUCAACGAGUUCCUUGACAAGAACCCCGACAUCCUGCGGGCUUACCUCCGGCUUCGUGGGAGACAUAAUCCGGGUCCUUGCACGCAUAACAAUGGGAUCGCUCAGCUCAUGUCCCAAGUCGGCACCGAAGACAGCACCCGCAUCAAAUCCAUCCUCCUCACCAGCUCCCAAUCCAACACCUUCCAAAACGCCGACAAAGUCGCCUCCGCAAUCGGCAUCAUCAUCCAAUCCUUCCCCAACAUCCAACACGCGACUAUCAAGCUCCCUUCCUCGUUCGAACCAUCCGACCAAGAAACGGAUGAGAGCCACGAAGAUCAGGAGAUUCUCAUCGCAGACGGAGUCGCCGUCAAGCUCGCGCGAGCGUUUGCUUUGCUGGAGAAGCAGUUGCCGGAGGAGGAAAGGCUGGUUGUGAUGGGUUUGGAGAGGCAGCCUGUGCUUAGGGAGAGGUGGAGGGCUGUUAGGAGAGGGUGGUGGGAUAGGAGGGCUGCGUUUGGACGGAUGGUUUUGGGAUGAUUUCGGGACUUUUUGGACAGGACUUUGGGAUGGGAUGGGGUUUUGAAGAUUGAAGUUCGUAGGUUAUGAGAUGUGAAAGGAGAAUACCAGAAUGUUAGGAUUUGAAUGUCUGACUUUGAGUUGUGACAUCGAGCCGACUUCGGUAUGCAAAUUUGCAGAAGCUACUUUCGUAUUUCACUUGCAGCCAAAAUGUCAAGGUAGAUUGGACUGGA
Molecule: messenger RNA, 2543 nt
Organism: Cadophora gregata
Lineage: Eukaryota; Fungi; Ascomycota; Leotiomycetes; Helotiales; Ploettnerulaceae
Exons: 10
Coding region: 1258-2331 (357 amino acids)
Source: RefSeq, a predicted model, not a curated record